AUGGCUCCUCUAAAAAUCCUCAUUUGUGGUGGUGGUAUUGCCGGUCCGGCUCUUGCCUUCUGGCUCGGGCGCUGUGGACACCGAGUCGUUAUCGUCGAACGCUUCCCUGCCCUGAGAGCAUCAGGUGCACAGGUUGAUCUUCGCGCUCAAGGCAUCCAGAUUGUUAAGCGCAUGGGGCUGGAUGAUGUCGUCCGUAGCAAGCUUGUAGAUGAGCUCGGGGUUUCUUUUGUCAACUCGCAAGGCAAAGUGAUGGGGACUAUGAUGGCCAAUACAUCUGGCAAGGGCGCACAAUCGUUGACAUCCGAGUACGAAAUUAUGCGAGGAGAUCUCGUGCGACUUCUUUACGACCAAACGAAAGACAACGUCGAAUACAUAUUCGGAAAGACCGUAGAGAACUUCGAGCAGGACGAGAAGGAGGUGGUUGCGCACUUCUCGGACGGUUCAUCCGACACAUAUGAUAUUCUGGUGGGAGCCGACGGGCAAGGAUCACGUAUUCGCAAAACUAUCCUGCCGCACGAUACCGAUCCUUACAAACGACUCGGCAUACACAUGGCUUACUGGUUCAUCCCGCGCGAGAAGGGAGAUGAUAAUAUCCGGCGAACGUAUCUCAGCCCUGGUGGUCGCAUGAUCAUGCGCAGAACUCACAAUCCGACUGAUACCCAGGUUUAUUUUACUCUCAAAGACAGUUCAAAAGAACUAUCAAGCAUCCCGAGGGCACCAGUGGAACAACAAAAAGAGUUUUGGGCGCAGAGAUUCUCCGACGCAGGAUGGCAGGCUCAGCGUUUUAUCGAAGGCAUGAAGGACACAGAGAAUUUCUACUGCCAAGAAGUCGUCCAAGUUCAUAUGGACAAGUGGUACAAAGGACGCGUGGUUCUUUUGGGCGAUGCUGCCCAUUGCGCUUCUCCUUUCAGCGGCAUGGGGACCACGGGAGCUCUCGUCGGUGCAUAUGUCUUGGCUGGCGAAAUAAAUCGAAGCCCUGGCAACCUGUCCCAGGCAUUCCAGAAUUACGACGAGACACUCAGACCGUUUGUGAACGAGAUUCAGAAGGUCAAUCCCAGGUUGCUAAAACUAGGGAUGCCCGACACACAAUGGGGCAUCACCGUCAUCCACAUCAUGGCAAGAGUCCUUUGCUUUCUCCGCAUCCCUGAUCUUAUCGCGCGUUUUUCAAGCGAAGAGAAAGGAGGCUGGAAGCUACCAGAGUACCCAGAACUCAAGCCUUGA
This is a messenger RNA of Phaeoacremonium minimum UCRPA7, 1221 nucleotides long. RefSeq names its product putative oxidoreductase protein. Gene Ontology annotation, molecular function: FAD binding. The coding region runs from base 1 to 1221 and encodes 406 amino acids. Lineage: Eukaryota; Fungi; Ascomycota; Sordariomycetes; Togniniales; Togniniaceae. The record is from RefSeq and is a predicted model, not a curated record. The transcript has a single exon.